AUGUUCAGCUGAAGUCCCAGCGCUUGCCGUACACGCGCCGCCGAUAAGCCCCAGACCUCCAAGCGCUAACUAUCGCACUGUGCUGCUGCUGCUGCGGGAGUGGCAAGGCCGGAAAACGAGCGCAAAGGCCCAUACAGCGCUGCUGCCACUUGCUGCUGCAGUGAACCAAGGACCACCAUGCGUGCCCUCGUCCUCGCAUUAUUACUCCACGAUACAAGCGCUCUAAGCACCGCCACGCUCAAGCCACCGAAGCUGGCCACGGCCUCAACACAAACACUAGCGCUGCCGUUCGCCGAGCUCAGUGAACUAGUGGGAGGCACGGGCCGCGCGCGGUCCAUCUGGGACGCCGUACGAAGUGGCCAGGAGCCGUUGGAUGCGGACGCGCCGACGACGGUUGGCGCUAGACGCGUCUUGGAGGCGAGCGGCCUGACGGCGUUCGUCCCAGCUUGUCUAGAACACAAAGACGAGGCGGCCGACGGCACGACGAAGCUACUCGUGCGGCUGGCCGACGGGUUGGCCGUCGAGGCUGUUUUAAUACCGCAUGCCCAUCUCCCGAGGACCACAUUAUGCAUCUCGUCUCAAGUCGGUUGCGACCAAGGGUGUAGGUUCUGUGCCACAGCUAGAAUGGGCCUCGUGCGCAACCUCACGCCGGACGAGAUCCUCGCGCAGUUCGUCAUCGCGAGCCGCGUCGCGGCGCAGUCCACGAGAAUGCCUCCAUUAACAAAUAUCGUGUUCAUGGGCAUGGGCGACGCCGGCCGCAACGCCAUUAAUGUCAAGCUCGCGGCGACGUCGUUGAUCGACGGCGAGAAGUUCCGCAUGGCCCGGUCCAAGAUCACGAUUAGCACCGUAGGACCGUCGCCGGACUGCUUCCGGGAAUUGUCAGAUGCGGACGGCAUGCUCGCCUGGUCCGUGCACGCCGCGGACGACGCGUUGCGGAAGCAGUUGGUUCCGUCGGCGAAGUAUACGGUGGACGAGCUGCGCGCCGGGUUACUCGACGCGUUGAAACCGCGACCGGCGCGGCAGCGCACGCUCAUGCUCGCGGCUACGCUCAUCGCGGGCGUCAACGACUCGCCAGAAGACGCGCGGAGGCUCGCGGCGUUCGUGUCUCCGAUCGUGGACGUGGCGCAAAAAGUGAACGUGGAUCUGAUUCCCGUGAAUCCUACGGACCACGCUCCUGAUUUCCUGAGACCGUCGGACGACGCUCUGGAGCUGUUCCGGGACGCGAUUCGUGAAGUCGAGCCUAGAGUGCAUGUGGCGUUACGGGUGACCAGAGGGGAUGAUAAAACCGCGGCGUGCGGGCAGCUGCACAUCCAGCGGAAGAGUCUGUCUGAGGCACGUGCUGUUGCUGCUGCUGCGGUCGACGCUGGGGAGACGCCGCGCCUCGUGUUGCGGCGUAAGGUGGAUAGAUAGAUCCGAGUCCAACGGCCAUGGGUAUCUUGCAAUGGCCUUUUGGGUCGCGUCGAUGGCGUCUAGCUGUGCCUGUUCUGCCCAGCUCGUUGUAUUUUGAGCUGACAAAACGGGUUUUACAGGUCGAGUUUUGCGCGCCCGGCCACGCCAACGAUUAAAAUUCAUAAGCGCAAGCGCCCGCCAAGACUUUCAAUCGCUGUAGUCCGUGGAACUACUCUCCGUAGGGCAUCUCUACAGGGUCCCAGACAACCCACCCGGGGCCAGCAUAAAACG
This is a messenger RNA of Pelagomonas calceolata, 1680 nucleotides long. Lineage: Eukaryota; Pelagophyceae; Pelagomonadales; Pelagomonadaceae. The record is from the annotation of a GenBank genome assembly.